Fomitopsis serialis is the source of this 474-nucleotide messenger RNA. RefSeq lists its product as uncharacterized. NCBI's taxonomy places the organism in Eukaryota, Fungi, Basidiomycota, Agaricomycetes, Polyporales, Fomitopsidaceae. The record is from RefSeq and is a predicted model, not a curated record. The transcript is spliced from 7 exons. The coding region runs from base 1 to 474 and encodes 157 amino acids.
AUGGUCUUCAACUUGAAGCUCGCUGCCGGCAUCGUCGCUACGACCCUCGCGGUCCUGCAGGCCAACGCCGAGACGCACACCGUCACCUUCGUCAACAAGUGUGGCCGCGGUACUCCCUACUUGUGGUCGCAGACUGGCGAGCUGCUCUCGAAUGGCGCGCCGUGGACCAGCAACGGCCCCGCCCCCGGUCUUAUUGCCUACCUGCAGACCGGUGGCUGCGGCCAGAACGGCGAACAGUGCACCCUCGUCGAAGUGACGCUGGAGAAUGGACAAAGUGCCGCCGACAUCUCUCUCAUUCCCCCCCACGCGUUCAAUGUGGCCAGCGGGUUCGGCUUCUACGACGGCUGCGAUGGCGCGGGCACUGACUGCACCGACGCGAACUGCCCGAAGGCGUACCGCCACCCUAAUGAUAACUUUGCUGUCGUUGGGUGCGGCGCUGACAACGAAAACAUCGCUAUCACCUUCUGCGACUAA